Molecule: messenger RNA, 854 nt
Organism: Hyaloscypha bicolor E
Lineage: Eukaryota; Fungi; Ascomycota; Leotiomycetes; Helotiales; Hyaloscyphaceae
Exons: 5
Coding region: 193-624 (143 amino acids)
Source: RefSeq, a predicted model, not a curated record
CUUUCACGAGAUUCAUAACUAACACUAUGAAUGCAGGAACUCACCGGACAGAUGAGUGUCCACACGUAGGUCCCCUUUGAAUUUCCAGCAUAGACCAAACCCAAUCUAACCCUUCACAGCAAAGCAAACGUCAACUUCAAUGUUGCUUCAUGGGACUAUACUCAACGCUACCCAAAUACCAAAAACGACAUCAUGUCUGGCGUCCCAGCGGACGGUGAAGUUCCUGAGACCUCUUCUGGGAAUAGCUCCACGUCCUUCUACGCCGAUUUAUCCGCUAGUGGUGACAUUACUGCUUGGGUAAAACCCCUGAUCCAACUUGGCAUCGUAUUCAACCCCAGUCUCAAUGUCCCCAGCGCCUCUAUCGACCUCGAACUCGACACCUACGCCACACUCUACGGCUCCGCGGGGGUGGGAACUACCCAGACCGCAAAUGUCUGCUACGGGGCCAACGCUGGAAUUGAAUUAUCUGCAGCUGUCAACGCUCCCACGCUCUUCGAUGUGAGUUUAAAUCAGAAACACACUUUCGUCAAACGAGAUUUCGAUCUAAUACAGCAAACUUGUUACAGUCCGGAAUCAUUUCAGGAUACGACGUGUGAUGCUUGCGCUCUCGGGCCGACGAGUUGAACUGAUAAAUUGUUAACCUUGUGGUUUUUGGCCCCUCUCGCGAGCAGGACUCUGUAUAUAGAUAUCCUAUAAGCUUAAUACGUCCCCAUACCCUUCGGAAGGUCUUUAGGGUCAUAGGCAGUAACUAAGGUUGAUCUAUGCCCGCUGGACGUAUAUAUCAAUCAAUCAAUGAAUGAAUGAAUGAAUGAAUGAAUGAAUCAAUCAAUCAAUCAAUCAAUCAAUCAAUCAAU